AUGGAUAGCCGGCCGCCGUCGUCAUUACCCUCUCUUACUUUGGCCAGUGAUACUGUGAGUGGCAACGUUGGCGGAUUUACUGUAAGGCCUCCCGAUAAAUUCAACUUUGAUCUCUCUGACCUCAUCGACGAUUUGAUUGCCCUAGCCUACACAGAUUCGGCUUCAAACACUCCCGAUGCGGGGAGCGGCGUAGUGCUCUCAAACCUUGCGCAGCGCAUCGCUUCCCUUCGAGCUUCGAUUCAAGAGGCCAAGGAGUUAUGUCGGUCCUCCCCGCGACAACAGCGAACUACAUCUGUCACACCUGGUUCUUCAACUGUUACUGCGGCUCCAACGCCUCAAGCGAAAGCAACCCCUGCCACCGCUAACACCACGGACGCCAACCAAUCUCUCAGCCUUUUUCAGUCUGCCUGUGAUCUUGAUCCUGUGGCACAGCAACAGAUGGGCUUGGAUGCGGAAAGUUUACCUCCGUUGUGGACCGCUGUGAGAGUGAGGUGCUGCAACUCAAGGGAGUUCAAAGGUUAUCUCUGCGGUGCUUCUGAUGGAAGCGGUGGCGAUUCCAGUAGUUCCAAUCUUGUCCUCUGUUCCAUUCCGGAGGAGAAAAUCAUCUUUAUUUGCGGUUGGUCAAUCGAGAACGUCGAAGUGUUGCCCGAUUAUCCACCCCUUCCGGCGACAAUUAAAUCCCGACUGGAGGAAAUUUACGCAUCAGUAGUGAAGGAGAAGGCGGAGGUGGGCGGAUUCGACAGUGUGGAUUUGCGUCGACAAUCAGUGCUUCGCUACUUCGGUCCCUUUGCCGCAAAUGAAGGAGAAGAUGGGAAGAUUGUCCUCUACGAUGGUGUUGUGACUAUUCUUCCACCCUACUUGCCCAGUUCUUGUCAGGGUACUAACCCGACUGUGCUGCAAAAGGUUCAGAGUGCCCUCACGCAGAUUGAUGAGGUAUCACGGUGA
This is a messenger RNA of Hydatigera taeniaeformis, 945 nucleotides long. Lineage: Eukaryota; Metazoa; Platyhelminthes; Cestoda; Cyclophyllidea; Taeniidae. The record is from the annotation of a GenBank genome assembly.